Chanos chanos (milkfish) is the source of this 1404-nucleotide messenger RNA. RefSeq names its product tRNA methyltransferase 11 (gene trmt11). Gene Ontology annotation, molecular function: nucleic acid binding; tRNA (guanine(10)-N2)-methyltransferase activity. Lineage: Eukaryota; Metazoa; Chordata; Actinopteri; Gonorynchiformes; Chanidae. Gene Ontology annotation, cellular component: cytoplasm. The record is from RefSeq and is a predicted model, not a curated record. Gene Ontology annotation, biological process: methylation. Bases 1 to 1404 code for a protein of 467 amino acids. The transcript is spliced from 13 exons.
AUGGCGCUACACUGUGGCAGAUCAUGCCGGCAGUAUCUGCUACAUUUAGCACACGAUCAUGUUGACUUCAGAUUACCGGAGAUCAAAGCGUUGCUGUCUCUUAGGGGCCGACAGUUUGAUCCGUCCGAAAACUUCCAAGAAAGGUCUCCAUUUUGGCGACUAAAUGGCUUAUCGGAGGAUGACGCGCGGAGCAUCAUGAAACGAACAGUGUGCGGAAAGUCUGUCUUUGAACUUUGGGGUCAUGGAGCAACACAAACUGAGCUGAAGACAUCCCUGUUAGAGUACCCGGCAGAGAACAUGGCUCCCUACCUAAAACAAGAAUCAACAUACAAGAUUAAUGUCUACACAUUCAACAAGACAUUGUUGUUCAAAGAUCGAAUUGAAAAGAUAGAUGCUUUGGACUUCCUACCAUUUGAAGGGAAGGUUAAUCUGAAGGAUCCAGAUCAUGUUUUCUGUUUACUGGAAGACUAUGGCUCUGACCCCAAUGACAUCCCAGAGAAACCCUUGUAUAUGUAUUUUGGUAGAUGGAUUGCAGAUGGCCAGAGGGAACUGAUUCGCUCUUACAGUGUGAAGAAGAGACACUUCAUCGGGAACACUAGCAUGGAUGCUGGCUUAUCUUUCAUAAUGGCCAACCAUGGCCGAGUGAAAGCCCAUGACCUGGUAUAUGAUCCUUUUGUAGGAACAGGGAGCCUCCUGGUGGCGUGCUCUCACUUUGGGGCUUAUGUGUGUGGGACAGAUAUUGAUUACAACACCAUACAUGGAAUAGGUAAGGCCAGCAGAAAGAACCAGAAGUGGAGGGGUCCAGAUGAGAACAUUCGAGCCAACCUGCGGCAGUAUGGUAAAGAACACCUCUAUGUGGACGUCCUCGUGUCAGACGCAUCCAAACCUGUUUGGAGGAAAGAGGCACUAUUUGAUGCCAUCAUCACAGACCCUCCAUAUGGUAUUCGUGAGUCAACAAGGAGAACAGGUUCUCAUAAGGACAUUACCAAACCCCCUGAUGACUUCUCUGGAGAGAGUCAUGUUCCAGUUUCCAUGGCAUACCAUCUGAGUGACAUCUUCACUGAUCUUUUAAAAUUUGCUGCUCAGCACUUGGUCCUUGGUGGGCGACUAGUAUACUGGCUUCCAGUCUACAGACCAGAGUACUGUGAGGAGAUGGUGCCGAUGCACCCAUGUCUCACUUUGAUCAGCAACUGCGAGCAGACCUUGUCCAGCCACACCUCACGACGACUCAUCACCAUGGAGAAGACCAAAGAGCCAGAGGAGACAGAUGCACUAGCACACCUGGCAGACCCACGUUUCAGGCCAUACCAAGGCCACAACUCCUUCAGAGAGAAAUACUUCAGCGGCCUUACAAAGAAGAGUUCAAGAGAACACAGCAAAACCUCUUCAGACGGAGGAGAGUGA